Molecule: messenger RNA, 1243 nt
Organism: Clarias gariepinus (North African catfish)
Lineage: Eukaryota; Metazoa; Chordata; Actinopteri; Siluriformes; Clariidae
Gene: optc
Product: opticin
Exons: 7
Coding region: 65-1039 (324 amino acids)
Molecular function (GO): protein binding
Source: RefSeq, a predicted model, not a curated record
AUUGCUUAGACGCUAGCUUUCAAUAUAGCUAUACACACCAACAUCAAGACUCGAUGCACGAAAGAUGGCGCUGUAUGUAGUGGUUGCUGUGGCCCUGCUUGGCUCCUGUUGGGCAGCUCCUCCAGUUGAUUCUGAUCUGCUGAAUUAUGAUGAGGAUUCGGACACAUGGGACCUGAACAGCUAUGGAGAAACCUAUGACUAUGAUGUCUUGGAUGAGGAAGUUGAGAAUGCAGGAAUUGUGAUUGAGGUCGAGACUAUGGCUCCUCCUGCAGUUGCUACUCAUCUACCUCCCACAGUUAUCCUUGAAAACAAAACAGCAGCAGUAACAUUUCCACAGACCACCAAAGCCACAAUCCAUCCUACACUGGAUUUUCAGGGCCCUGGACUUUUUGGCCCUGACACUGGCCUGGGCCUUCCCACCUGCCUGUUGUGUGUGUGCCUCAGCGGCAGUGUGUAUUGUGAAGAUGCUGAUUUAAGCGAGAUCCCUCCUCUGCCCAAAGACACCACACACUUCUAUGCCCGCUUUAACAAGAUAACAGCGGUCAAGGCAAAGGACUUUCUUAACCAGAAUCAGUUGAAACGAAUCGACCUAAAAGGGAAUCAGAUCUCCAAUUUGGAUGAGGACACCUUCCGCACUCUCCCACAGCUCCAGGACCUAUUUUUAGCUGACAACAGAAUUAUGUCUCUGCCUGAGCUUCCAGCCACUAUGAGGCACAUUGAUGUUCGCAAUAACCGUCUGACGAGUGCUGGCAUACACAGAGAAGCCUUUAAGGAAAUGAAAGACUUGCAGUUCCUGUACCUGUCAGACAACCGACUAGAUUACAUUCCUGUCCCACUUCCUGAGAGUCUACGAGUGCUUCACUUGCAGAACAACAACAUACAGACCUUGAAUGAAGACACGUUUUGCAACAGUCACGACCUCAGCUAUGUACGCAAGUCUUUGGAAGACAUUAGAUUGGACGGAAACCCAUUGGAUGUGAACCAAUAUGCUCGGGCUUAUGUCUGCCUGCCAAGAUUGCCUGUGGGAAGCUCAUACUGAGUGUUAGCAGGGCAUAUGGCUACUUGACUUGCUGUGUUUCAGUAGAUUUAGGUUAUGUGAAAGAGUCACAAGUGAUAUGAUAAUAUGACAAAUGUAAGUCUUGGUUUUAACUAACCAAAUUUUUAUAUAACUGACAACCCUAAAUGGGCAACAAUAGAUAGAAAUUAAGUCUAUUUAUACUUUUUCCUUUUGCUCUUUUAUAAA